AUGGCGGAAGUUCUGGGUCUCGUCGCCUCCGGCCUCAGCGUUGCGCAGAUCGCAGGAUCCAUCGUGAUCACCAGCCUCAAAGUCAAAGCCCUGCUGGACGAGGUCAAGGAUGCACCGGAAGGCUUGAGGAACAUGCUUGACCACAUCGAGCUCCUCGCUCCUAUCCUCUGCGAAGCGACCGCAGGGGGUGACGAGGGCGCAGGCACGAACCUGGCGCUGUUACCUGCGACCUCACACCUGCAGCAAGCAAUGCAGAGAGCACUCGCGGCAUGCCAGGCAGCGGGCGAGCAGCUCGAGCUUUUGGCUAGAAGCCUCAUGUCUCAGAUCGAGGCGGCUCGUGGCGGUGUGAGGCGAAAGCGUGCCGCGGUCAAGAUCGUGCUCAAGAGGGGCACGCUGGCGCAAUACGAGACACGCCUUCAGAGGACCGUCCAGCUUUUGAGCUUGGCCCAGAGCACCUACAUGAUCGCGUUGCAACAAUCACAGCCCGAGACCAUCGUUUCCCAGCUCAUGUCCGCACUUGCUCUUUCACGUCGAAGCGCUCACGACCCCACGAUGAUACCCCACGACGGGAGCCCGACCCAGAUCAACCGUCCUCUUACGGUGACAGAACGCCGAACAUCGACUCACCAAAAUGCCAGCGCCUUUCACGAGUGUUGGCAGCUGGGCCUCGCCAAGGUGACAGGACUCGUCCGGAUCCAUACACCGCCAAGAGACAAGGAUUGUCAGACAACCAGCUCAGCACAGGACCGAGUUCUGCGGAUCCAGGUGCAGAUGCCUACAUGGCUUUGUGCCUCCGUUUUCGACGUGGUGUUCUCUCGAAGUUAUGCUGGCUGGGACUGUUCCUUGAACGUGUACGGCCGUCUGAGGGAGGGUUCAAUGGAGUUUGAUCACGUUACGGAUGCUAUAAUUGAUGACGACGUCGAGGCAAUCCACCAUCUAUUUCAGGAGAGACGGUGUGGCCCACGCGACCUUUUGGUGUGGCACGAAGACGGUGAAGAGAGUCUGCUUUCGUAUGCAGUGGGAGCUGGGGCGUGGCAAGCAUCCGUGUACCUGCUCAACUACGCGAAAAAGGUGCAUCUUACGUCGCAGCCUUGCUCGAACACGAUCUAA
Messenger RNA from Diaporthe citri, 1110 nucleotides. RefSeq lists its product as uncharacterized. The record is from RefSeq and is a predicted model, not a curated record. NCBI's taxonomy places the organism in Eukaryota, Fungi, Ascomycota, Sordariomycetes, Diaporthales, Diaporthaceae. Bases 1 to 1110 code for a protein of 369 amino acids. The transcript has 4 exons.